AUGUCAAGGGCUUACUCCUCUGCUGCUAGGAAGCUAUCAAAAAUUACUGUCAAAUCACCAUUGGUCGAACUCGAUGGUGAUGAAAUGACUAGAAUCAUAUGGUCAAAGAUUAAAAAAAAUCUAAUACUACCUUUCCUAGACGUCGACUUGAAAUACUACGAUCUAUCAAUCGAAAAUAGAGACUCAACAAAUGAUCAAGUCACUGUCGAUGCUGCAAAUGCAAUCAAAAAUUUUGGUGUAGGUGUAAAAUGUGCUACUAUCACCCCUGAUGAAGCAAGAGUUGAAGAAUUCAAUUUGAAAAAAAUGUGGAAAUCUCCAAAUGGUACCAUAAGAAAUAUCUUGGGUGGUACCGUCUUUAGAGAACCAAUUGUCAUCCCAAGAAUUCCAAGAUUAAUCCCAGGUUGGGAAAAACCAAUCAUUAUAGGUAGACACGCUCAUGGUGAUCAAUAUAAAGCUACGGAUACCUUAAUUCCAACUGCUGGUAAAUUAGAAUUGGUAUUUACACCAACUGAUCCAAAUGGUGAAAGACAAAUUUUAAACGUCUAUGAUUAUAAAAACUCUGGUGUCGCAUUGGCAAUGUACAAUACCGAUGAAUCUAUUAGAGGUUUUGCUCAUUCUUCUUUUAAAUUGGCGAUCAAUAAGAAACUAAACUUAUUCUUAUCAACUAAAAAUACAAUUUUGAAAAAAUACGACGGUAGAUUUAAAGACAUCUUCCAAGAAAUCUAUGAAAGUGAUUAUAAAUCUCAAUUCGAAAACUUGGGUAUCAGUUAUGAACAUCGUCUAAUCGAUGACAUGGUAGCUCAAAUGAUUAAAUCAAAAGGUGGUUUCAUUAUGGCUUUGAAAAACUACGACGGUGACGUUCAAUCAGAUAUCGUCGCCCAAGGUUUCGGUUCUUUGGGUUUGAUGACCUCGGUUUUAGUCACUCCAGAUGGUAAAACUUUCGAAAGUGAAGCUGCCCACGGUACUGUCACCAGACAUUACAGACAAUACGAACAAGGUAAAGAAACUUCAACUAAUUCCAUAGCCUCCAUCUUUGCCUGGUCUAGAGGUUUGGCUAAAAGAGGUGAGUUGGACAGUACUCCUGAUGUUAUUAAAUUUGCUAAUUUAUUGGAAUCUGCAACUUUAAACACCGUCCAACAAGAUGGCAUCAUGACUAAAGAUUUGGCUUUGGCUUGUGGUAAAACAGAAAGAUCUGCUUACGUCACUACUGAUGAAUUCUUAGACGCUGUCGCAACCAGAUUGAAUAACGAAUUCAAAUCUUUCGAAAAUUCAAGUAAAUUAUAA
Molecule: messenger RNA, 1284 nt
Organism: Vanderwaltozyma polyspora DSM 70294
Lineage: Eukaryota; Fungi; Ascomycota; Saccharomycetes; Saccharomycetales; Saccharomycetaceae
Gene: IDP1
Product: isocitrate dehydrogenase (NADP(+)) IDP1
Exons: 1
Coding region: 1-1284 (427 amino acids)
Biological process (GO): isocitrate metabolic process
Cellular component (GO): mitochondrion
Molecular function (GO): NAD binding; isocitrate dehydrogenase (NADP+) activity; magnesium ion binding
Source: RefSeq, a predicted model, not a curated record